Molecule: messenger RNA, 2583 nt
Organism: Peniophora sp. CBMAI 1063
Lineage: Eukaryota; Fungi; Basidiomycota; Agaricomycetes; Russulales; Peniophoraceae
Source: the annotation of a GenBank genome assembly
AUGCCUCCCAACACAGACCUUGUCAGCACAGACGUCGUCGGCACAGACGUUGUCGGCACAGACGUUGUCGGCACAGACGUUGUCGGCACAGCAAAGCGUGGACGCCCGUCGACAUUUGGCCUGAUACAAUGUGGCCACUGGGACACUAGACAGCCUCUCUAUAACGGGCUCCGCAACGACGUGAACUACACUCCAAGCCGCAUGAACAAGUUUCUCAACAACGAGCUUUUCAUAUUCUUCGCCGUCUUUGGUUGGGACGACCCGGAACAAACCACCAUACGUCUUCAGGACACGACUGAGGAGUCAAUAAAUGCACGUAAAGCGGAAAUACGGCAGAUCGAGGAGAAGGCGAAGAGUGUCAAAGACGCGAACGAACAGGAUCUGGCGCGUGACACGCUGGUGAAGCGUGUUCGUACAAACAUGGCGCAACGCUUUCUUUCAAAGUAUACAGGUCCUAAGAAGAAGACCGCCGCAUCGAAAGUCACCGUGUCCGCUGGCGAGCGCUCGGCUUCAGGCAUCCAGAAGCUCCUCCAGACCUAUAUGGAAAAGCCAACGCUCCGACAUCAAUGCCAGGUUUGGGCGAGCUCGCAUCCCCACUUCGAGGCCCAAGUAGAUCAACGCCUGACGGAAGUAAGGCUGGAGAAGGGUGAUCCUGAUUACCCUCGCAUUGGCCUAUGGAACACCAUGGCCAGCCAAGGCUACGCUGCGGCCGAUGACUCGGAGAAGGAGAAAACGGUCAGGAAGGCGAAGGAGAUCCUUGAGAAAGAGAUGAAGGGCUGGGAGAAGACCACUACGCCGCCGAAGUCGGUGGCCGAAGCGAUUGAGUUCAUGGAGGCGUCCAAAUCCUUCUUAGAGGAUCUCAUGCAAUUCUUCGCCGAGCGAAGCGGGGGCAUGGCUGUCAUGGUAUUGGCUGGAGCAGGAAAAGUCUUGUUGUCGCAAGGAACGUGUGACGUAGCAGGGAUCCCCAAAGUGCUCUACGGUGACAUCGCAGAUGAGAAACCACUGUUGUUAGGACUAGCAGGACGGAUUCACACUCAGGCGUGCCUGGUCAGCGAAUCGAAGUGGGGUGUGCGCCUGUCCGACGGGACUCCAGCGAUAGCUCGUCCCGCGCAGAAGUUGGACCAAGGGAUCGACGUGUCUUUGGAAGACCCGAAGAGCAAACCUAUCACUUCAUUUGGCCCCGCUGCUAGCGACGUCGCGCUUAUGACACCACGUGAUAGUUCUCAAGAACACCGUCCUGCCGACGUCCCCACCAACUUGCCUCCGGAGACGCAGAUACCAGACGCAAGCGCCUUUUCGUCGUCGGAUGGAGCGAAACACGUCGUCGUGUCGACGAACAAGGGAGGGCACGAGCUAGAUUGGGAUGACACCUCCAAUGCGACCUCUAGUCCGAGGAUCGAGACAGGUGUCGGCGACGUCGGUAGUUCUUCGAACUUCGGGAGUAUGUGCACGGUCAGGAUCGAACAGCAUCCCGAGAACGAUCUCAUCGCGGGGGAUCGGGCGAUCGGCGCUUCUAUGGCAACACACGACAAUGUUCAUGAACCCGACGACGACGUUAGACGUCCGCAGCCACGGCCAAGGCCCACAGUGCGAGGGAAGGCGACUCAGAUCCCAGUGAAUACCGCCGUGGACCAGCUCAUGGAGACGCCUGCUGGGAUCACGAGCGGGAUCACAGCGCUGGAGCAGAGGGUUAGCGCAAUGUCUCUGAAGGCAACAGUGUCGCAAGCGCAGAAUUAUCAGAAGCAGGAUGACGCAGAACGGCCCGGCAAAGGGCAGGUCAACACCUUGGACAACACUCAAAACCAAAGGGCGGGCUCGCUUUCUCGGCUUGUCUCGCUUGGUCCGGCAACGAAUCUGUUCGCAUAUCAAUUAAGCGCUAGCAACAUCGCGAGCCUAAACUUGAAGGAGUACAAACAAUGCUGCGCCCAGGAUGGAAACACAAUUGAAGGAAGGAAGAAAUGGUUCGCCCAAUGCGCGAUGACCAACUUCUUCCUAAACGUCCCGAAAAAGUUGGAGCACAAAGUCGAUCUUGCGCUUGCUUGCGCUGUGGUACGUGCAUACAUGAAUCUCGAGCUGAGUGGUGAGGAAGACACAGAACUCGACCUCUCUAGGUACCAGGUCGGUCACAAAACGCAGCCAGAGUAUGUGGAGGCGCUACAGGGAAGAAGCUUGACCAAUAUAACCCGAAUGACAUGGCACAAGAAGAGUGUACCAGGCCAAGCGCGCAAGGCUAUGCAGCUCGACCAGAAUAUUGGCUCGCUUCUGGGGAAUCAAUGGGCCUGCCAGCAAGCUGACGUUCGUCGCAAGAGCGAUGGUACGCUGUGCCUCAGAGCGGACUCGAGCAUGGACUGGGGCAAGCGUCUUGCACCCGGAAUCAGCGGCGUGCGGCUCCUCGUACUGACACUGCUUUGCUGGGGUUCGGAGAUAGACAUUCAGGCGGGGGAUGAGCGAAGGCAGUGGAACGAGCUCGCUAAGGACUUUUCCGAUGUCUUAAGCAUACUCGUAGUUCAGGCAGCCCCUUAUCGGGCACCGGAGGCAGAACUGGUGGGAGCAGGGGCCGAUGCCGAGAAGAGGAAGAAGUGA